Aethina tumida (small hive beetle) is the source of this 2118-nucleotide messenger RNA. RefSeq names its product pyrokinin-1 receptor-like. The transcript has 5 exons. Gene Ontology annotation, molecular function: neuromedin U receptor activity. Bases 217 to 1776 code for a protein of 519 amino acids. The record is from RefSeq and is a predicted model, not a curated record. Gene Ontology annotation, biological process: neuropeptide signaling pathway. Gene Ontology annotation, cellular component: plasma membrane. Lineage: Eukaryota; Metazoa; Arthropoda; Insecta; Coleoptera; Nitidulidae.
AAUAAGCAACUGGUCUGAAAAGCGCGCAUGAACGCCAACACGUGAAUUCGCUCCCCAAAGCACCGCGUUCGCAGUUCCCCACGCGACUCCGCUUGACUUCUAACACACAAGAAAUGGCGCGUGUCCGUCUGGCGGUCAUCAAUUAAAAAAUUAACAGUCUCACGUUUAUAAGUGAUAUGUUCGUUGCCGGUGCCUAAGAUCGUUCACUGCGACGACAUGGAGGAGGAAAUCGAGUUGGUGCCAUCCGGCAACUUCACCCUCCAGUGCACCGAGGAGGCUCUGGGACCUCAACGUGACAGCUUGUACAUAGUGAUACCGGUAAUCGUAAUCUACGUUAUAAUUUUCGUGACCGGCACCAUUGGUAACAUCAGUACGUGCGUGGUGAUCAGCAGGAACAAAUCCAUGCACACCGCCACCAACUACUACCUAUUCAGCCUGGCAAUCUCCGAUCUCCUCCUGCUAUUGACCGGCCUCCCGCAGGAGAUCUACCUGAUCUGGUCCCGAUACCCAUACAUCUUCGGAAGCACCUUCUGCUUUCUGCGUGGCCUCUUCGCCGAAACCUCCACCAACGCCACGGUGUUGACCAUCACCGCUUUCACGGUCGAAAGGUACCUGGCGAUAUGUCACCCCUUUCUCUCGCACACCAUGUCCAAAUUGUCCAGGGCGGUCAAGUUCAUUCUGGUGAUUUGGCUGUUGGCCAUCUCCUUGGCCAUACCCCAGGCGUUGCAGUUUGGUAUCGUUAAGGGUGCCGACGAUUGUGAGAUGUGCAUGAUCGUGAAUCAGUUGUUCAAUCACUUGUUCGAGGUUUCCACCUUUCUGUUUUUCGUGGCCCCCAUGUCUUUGAUUACUGUGCUUUACAUACUCAUUGGUGCCCGACUUAAGUCGUCGAGGAUGAUGAAGAAGAGAAGUGCCAACGCCAGAAUUCAAAGCAAAUCGUCGAGGAAGGUGCUAAAAAUGUUAGUGGCUGUGGUGGUAGCGUUCUUCUUCUGCUGGGCUCCGUUUCAUGCACAACGACUCUACACCAUCUAUGCGACAAACGAAGGGCCGUUCCAUUUGAAAAUCUACGAAAUAGUCACUUACAUCAGUGGCGUCCUAUUCUACAUGUCCGCUACUGUUAAUCCGAUACUCUACAACAUUAUGUCUAUCAAAUUUCGUGAAGCAUUUAUGGAAACGUUCGCAAAAUGCUGCGGCCUCAGCCACCUUCAGCACAAACGACCGCAGCGGUCAUAUUCGGUGUUGUCUCGUUCGAACAUCCGGGGUCCGGAUUCUGGUGAUUCGGCCGUUCACACCCACACAACCGUCACGCAGAAGAGUUCGAUCGAUUCCUUUAACGGGAUCAACUUAUCCGGCAGGAGAUACAAAACAGCAGUUGGCAGAAGAGACCAAGAAAUCGAAGAGGAACAACUGGAAGACCUAGACAGGGAACGCGAACUGAUCCUGCUCGAAAUCGAAUCGACGGCGACCCCGGGCGACGCACCCAAAACGAUUUUGUGCAAGAAAAAUUUCAAUCGGCAAUCGAAAAGACGAAGCAAAUUCUGGCGUUACUUCAGGGGUUUUGCCAAGAAAACGCUGGACACGGGCAAGGUAAUAAGCGUGUACUCGACGUCAGCGCCGGAGGCUCAUGUUACGUUGAAGUUGCAGCCGGUUAUAAGGGACGUGCAGAGCUACAGUCCGUGCGACAUCAGCAAUAGCAGCCUGAAGGACGUAGAAACUGGCGCGAUCGAAGACGAACUGUCCGCUUACAUGGAGAAGGUCCAUCGUGAGAAUUACAGCUAGCAAUAACAAUUAAGGUUGCUGAAGCCCAUGUAUUAAAGUAUUAAUUGUGUUGUAUCCUGUUCCGCUAGCUGUGUAUUUUGUAUUUACGAAAACUUGUACAUACAGUAUUGUAUUUUUAUGAUAAGUUGUCUUAAUUGUACAGGGUGUUUCUAUGGACUAACGUAACAUUAAUGCAAAUACACCGAUAUUAAAGUAUUACUAAAGUAUUUAUUAAAAAAUAGUUAAUUUUCAGACACGUUUUGUUGCGUUAAUGUUGUGUAAAGUACGUAUGAACUUUAUGGAUUAUUUGUAUCAAAUAAACUUGUAUUUAAAUUGCAUAAAUAAAGUUGUACAUAGUCGUUA